Messenger RNA from Phyllopteryx taeniolatus (common seadragon), 2023 nucleotides. It is a transcript of the gene slc25a46, whose product is annotated as solute carrier family 25 member 46. Lineage: Eukaryota; Metazoa; Chordata; Actinopteri; Syngnathiformes; Syngnathidae. The coding region runs from base 220 to 1566 and encodes 448 amino acids. The transcript has 7 exons. The record is from RefSeq and is a predicted model, not a curated record. Gene Ontology annotation, biological process: axon development; mitochondrial membrane fission; mitochondrial fission. Gene Ontology annotation, cellular component: mitochondrial outer membrane.
UCGUGACGACGAGAGUUGCCUGGAAAAAGAGGGUCCCCCGUUUGCCACACUCCAGUCCGGUAGGUGGCGGUAAUCGCCUUUGCCGCCAUCAAGAAAGAACUUGAAGCCCUCAACUUCCGGGUGGGAGUUGACAGCUGACUGAUUGCCGUCGUUCGUCCAUGUUGGCGUUGUGACGAGCUGCGUCCCGCCGCGGUGGUCCUCCUCCUCCUCCUCCUCCUCAUGGCGUCCAGGCGACCGGACACCUUCGACGGGCUCGCGUACCGCGGCGGCCGGGACGAGCCUCCUCACUACUCGCUGCGGAGCGGCCCCGCGGAGCCGCCGCAGCACCUCCACUGGGUCACCACGCCGCCGGACAUCCCCGGCAGCCGCAACCUGCACUCCGGGGAGCGGACGCCGCUCUACGACGAGAUGCCCGGCGGAGCCGCAGGGGAGCGCGACUGGGACGCGACGGCGCAGGCCGGCGGCCCGCCGCCUCCGCCUCCGCCUGAGCAGCUGAAUCGCCUCACGGGUUUCGGGAUCGGACUCGUCAGUCUUUUUGCAGAGAACGUGCUGACUCAUCCCUGCGUGGUCUUCCGCCGCCAGUGUCAGGUGAGCCUCCUCCGCGCUGACCUCCGGCCGCGCCCGCUCGCCCGCGACCUUUUGUGUUUGUUCGUCCCGCAGGUCAACUACCACGCGCGAUGCGACCACCUGACGCCGUUCAGCGCCCUCGCCGUCAUGUACGCCAUCAGCAAGGCUCAGGGCCCGCGGGCGCUGUGGAAGGGGAUGGGCAGCACCUUCAUCGUGCACGGCGUCACGCUGGGAGCUGAGGGCAUCAUCAGCGAGUUUACGCCGUUGCCACGGGAGAUUCCUCACCGCUGGAGCGUCAAACAGUUGGCCGGGCACUUCCUGCUCAAAGGUUUGACGGCGGCGGUGGCACUUCCUUUCUACUGCUCCAGCCUCAUCGAGACUGUGCAGAGCGAAAUCGCGCGCGACGAGUCGUCUUCGGGGCUGCUGGAUUGCGUUCGCGAAGGCCUGGCCCGCCUGCUGGGCGUGGGCGCCCCUCAUAGCCACCGCCUGCUCCCUCUCAGCAGCCUGCUGCUGCCCGCCGCGUGCCACGCCAUCCUCCGCUACGCCGUGGCCACCGCCGUGCAGCGCGCGGCGCUGUGGCUGCACCGGCGCGCUGAGAAGCGACGCCGCGGCCCGGCGGCGGACCCGCUGGAGGCCCACUUCCCUGAGCUGGCGGCGGCCUGGUUAGGCACGCUGGCGGCGGACGCGCUGGCGUACCCGCUGGAGACGACGCUGCACCGCCUCAGCCUGCAGGGCACGCGCACCAUCAUCGACGCGACGGACGGCGCGGUGCCGGCGGCGACCGGCGCGGGGAACGGCGGGAGUCCGCUGGUGCUGCCCGUCAACACGCAGUACGACGGCCUGGCUGACUGCGUCCACGCCAUCCGCCGCAAGGAGGGCUGGGCCGGCUUUUACCGCGGCUUCGGGGCGCUGGCGGCCCAGUUCGCGCUGCACGGCGCCUUGCUGGCUGCCGCCAGGACGCUUCUGAGGCUGCUGCUGCUGGAGGGCAAGGUCAGCUAGGUGUCGCCGUGGAAACAAGAAGAUCUUAAUAUUCUGCUCUGUUUAAAACCACUGCAUUGAUUUUGCUACUUAUUGGUAUAGAACUAGAAGGUGGAUCGAUCCAUCAAUGGUGCCGCACGUUUAUAGGUUUACGUUUGUGUAAAUGGAACAUUUUUGUUUGAUUGUAUGAACCACUGACAACGUAGCUCCCAGAUACAAAAAACAUUUUGGUCUCUUAAUUUUUCCAGGGUUGUAUGUUAGUUGUAAAUAGGCGGCUGAUCACAUGAGCUAAGGUUACGGUGCUUCAUACGUCACGAUGACAUCACUUCCUGUCUCGUGUGUGUGUGUGCACGCAUGAAGCCAAUAACCUGUUUGUUUGUAUAAAGUUGUCAUCAACCAAAGUGUAAAACAACAAAGAAUAAAUUAUUGUGGUCCAAAGGAUUUUUUUUUGUCAAACAUUAAAAUUGAAAUGAAAUUA